AUGGUGGGACUAGCUCAACCAAUGCCUAAGAAGGUGUCAAGGAGCCAGCUCGACCCACAGCUCGAUCGAGCUAGAAACCAGGGCAACUCGAUCGAGCUACAACUCGACCGAGGUCUUUUGGAGCAUUCUGGAGCAUAUGGGACACAAGGAGCAUGGAGGGACUUGGCACAUGGAAGCAGCUCAACUGGAUACGCAAAGGAAGAAGGGAGAAGCCAUCUUGAAGACCAGCUCGACCGUCCACUCGACCGGCCAAGCUUCAACUCGAUCGAGCUGGAAGUCAAAGUCAAACCCGAAAAAUGUUGCUUCCCCCUUGACUUCCUUUGA
Messenger RNA from Microthlaspi erraticum, 324 nucleotides. The record is from the annotation of a GenBank genome assembly. NCBI's taxonomy places the organism in Eukaryota, Viridiplantae, Streptophyta, Magnoliopsida, Brassicales, Brassicaceae.